AUGACUCUCCUUAACCGCCUAGUCCGCCCAUCGAGACGCCUCACCUCCCUGGCUUCAUUUGUCCCCCGGCGAUGCUUCACCAAGGCUGCAUCUCAUCCCUCAAACAAGGUCCAGGUCUACACGUCUGCUUCUCAAGAUCCAUUUCUCAACCUCUCUAUCGAGCAUCACCUCCUGCAAAACACACCGGAAGACUCCACCAUCCUCAUCCUCUACACCAACGCUCCCUGCAUCGUCUUCGGCCGCAACCAGAACCCCUGGAUGGAAGUCAACCUACAGCGACUGGCCCAGAUUAGAGAUUCGCCCUCUAGUAUCGGAUGGUCCGCUGGCCCCGUGCAGCUCGUCCGGCGACGCUCCGGAGGCGGUACUGUAUUUCACGAUGGCGGCAAUGUCAACUUUAGUGUCAUCUGCCCUCCAGCUGCCUUUGACCGAAACAAACAUGCCGAUAUGGUGGUGCGCGCUCUCGCCACCCUGGGACGGCCCAAUACUCGUGUCAACGAGCGACACGACAUUGUCAUGGAUGUCCCCGGAGAUGCCAUUGGUACAUUCAAGAUCUCGGGUUCUGCCUACAAGCUGACGCGCCUCCGUUCAUUGCACCACGGCACAUGCCUCCUGCGGAGUCCCAACCUGAGCAACAUCUCGGGAAUGCUGCGUUCCCCUGCUGAAGCGUUUAUCAAGACACGCGGCGUGGACAGUGUGCGCAGCCCUGUUAGGAACGUUGACAUUGAGAAUGCCGCGUUUGAGGCGGCCGUGGUGGGCGAGUUUGGUAAAAUGUACGGCGAGUUUCAAGUUAGAGACAAGGUUGAUGAAGAGGCCCUCAGUAUUGUCAACAUCCGCAAGGGCUAUGACGAAUUGCGGUCCAGGAGCUGGAUCUACGGGCAGACGCCCAGGUUCACUCUGUCAACGUCCCCAUACGACGAUGACCCCCGGGAGAGGCCCAUGUUGCCCUUCGAUCUUAAUCUCCGCUUCGAAGCUAGGCAUGGUGUCAUCGAGGACUUCGCCGUUGACAAAUCAUCCGGCAUCUCGGCUCUCAAGACGACAUCCUUGUACGAUGUCACCGACUGGACCAAGCAGCUCGCCCAAGCUGGCAUGGCCAACGAGAACGCUGCCAAGGUCGGGCCAUGGAUGAACGAUGUCCUGGGAAACCAGUUUACCAGGCCUACGCAAUAA
Molecule: messenger RNA, 1167 nt
Organism: Ilyonectria robusta
Lineage: Eukaryota; Fungi; Ascomycota; Sordariomycetes; Hypocreales; Nectriaceae
Exons: 2
Coding region: 1-1167 (388 amino acids)
Biological process (GO): protein lipoylation
Cellular component (GO): mitochondrion; cytoplasm
Molecular function (GO): lipoyltransferase activity
Source: RefSeq, a predicted model, not a curated record